AUGGCCAAGCAGAUUCCAUUCUUUCUGCGAUGUGGCUGCUUUGGUUGGGAUGGUCGGCCGAGUCGUUCUUGGACUGCGGAGGCUCGUGGUGCCAUCCUCACGGAACGGAUGCUGCAGCAGGUCAUGGACGGCGCAGCAUCGAGAAUUGUGCCGUGGAAUCCUGACGAGUGGAAGAGCAUCGAGACUCUGCAGGAGCCCGGCAAAAGUCGAGCGUUGGUGGGUUCGGUUGAGCGCAAAGCCGACCACCUGACCUUGGCUGUCAAGCGUUUACCGAACAGGUGGAUCAAGAAAGGGCAUGGUGAGUUCGCAACGAGCAACCCACAAAGCUCAGAGAAGCCCUGGGUCGACAUUGGGAUGCUCCGGUACCUCAAUGCACUAGGGUUUCCGCAUGUGUGCGAUUUGAUGGGCAUCUUUCGCGACGAUGACUUCACGUAUGUGGCGACACCGCUGGCGACCGAAGGAGAUUUAUUCCACUGGGUGGAACAUGCAUCAUGUCCACCUGGCAAAGAGCGUGAAAGCAUUAUCCGUCCUAUGAUGGUGCAGGUGUUUUCAGCUGUGAAAGAGCUGCACGAGAUUGGCAUUGCGCAUCGUGACAUCUCACUAGAGAAUAUACUGUUGACACGACGUCCGGAUGGAGGUCCGCAGAUCAAAGUGAUCGACUUCGGCAUGGCCACGCUGUCCCAGCGGUGUAGUGCAGAAGUUCGUGGAAAACAAGCUUACCAGGCUCCCGAGAUGCACACCGAUAUCGAAUACGAUGCCUUCCUCGCAGAUAUUUUUGCUGCUGGAGUCGUUUUGUACGCUAUGGCUCUCAGCGAUUAUCCGUGGACCUGCACUAGGGCAGGCUCCUGCAGCAUGUUCGAUUUCAUUCACUCCUGGGGUUUUCCGGAAUUCAUCAAGAACCGGAAGUGCCGAGCUGCCUCCAAGACUUACAUUGUCCAGGUGUUGUCGCCUUCGCUAUGUGAGCUCGUGGAGGGUCUCCUUGAGCUCCACCCUGAAGAGCGGUUCUGCCUCGGAGAGUCAUGUUUUGAUGUGCAGGGUCCGAAUGGUCGAUGGUCAGCCUGGGAUAUGGCAUGGAUGAAGCGUGCAAAUUCCCGGGAAACCUGUGCUCUUUGGUAA
Molecule: messenger RNA, 1116 nt
Organism: Symbiodinium sp. CCMP2456
Lineage: Eukaryota; Dinophyceae; Suessiales; Symbiodiniaceae
Source: the annotation of a GenBank genome assembly